AUGAGCAGCGACGAAGAAUUCCUCUCAUUCUCAGAUACCGAAAAGCCAUCCUCUCCGCUCCCUGAAAGAAAGUUCAAACGUCUUAAAAAAGCCACUGAUACUGCCAAAGUCUCUAAAGAUCCACUCCUUAAUCCUUUGAACGACACUCCACCUUCACCUUCCAUACAACUAACUGACUCCCCUGAUUUUGAAACCUCAGAUGCAGAAGAACAGAUCGGGAAAGAUUUUAGCGAACCAAUUUUGAGAUCUGAAUCUGAGGAGGGAAACGAUUUGGAUUCUGGUUUUAGUGGGUUGGGAAAUGAGGAAAGUGGAACCGGUGUUAAGAGAACUUUGGAAUUUGAUUCCGUGGAUGAGGAAUUAUUCAAUGGAGAAGGAAUGGAAGAGGAAAUUGAGGAUUUUAGGACUAAGGAGGAAUUGUACAAGAAACUACCUGAUUUUGAUGGUUUGGAGGAGCAGAAAGAGAAGAAGAAGAAGAAGAGAUCAAAGAGUGGUUGCGAUGGUUACGGAGAUGAGCCGUUUUCGGUUGGUACGGACAAAAGAAGGGGAGGAAAGGAAAGAAGAGAGCUUCUUAAGGAACUCCGUGCUGAAUCUCAGAGAUUGUUAAGAGAAACCAGAGAAAUAUCAUUUAAACCAGUGCCGCUUGUUCAAAAGCCUGUAUCUUCUGUUUUAGAGAAGAUUCGGCAAAGGAAGCGUGAGGUUUCGAAGACAUUGGUUUAUGUAAACAGAAGUUCUUUUAAUGACAGUGGUGAUGCUUUUUCAAGAGAAAUUAUACUUGAUUGUGAUUUUGAAAAUGAUCGUAUUGAGGACAUAGAAGUUCAAAAGGUUGCAAGAACAGACAGUGAAACAACUGUGAAUCCUGUUGAUUCCAAGAUCUGUUUAGAUUUCUUGAGUGGCGAAGGAUUCAAGAGUACUGCAAAUCACAGUCCUAAAACUAUGGCUUCCCAGAAAGAUUUAAAUGGGGAGUCAAAGGAAACGUUUAGAGCUCCUGUUGAUGAUACUCAGGAUCUGAGUUUUGAUUCCCAAACAAUUGCCUCCAAAGAUGAGAUGCGAGAUGAUCUGCCCAGCAGUCCUAUGGAAGAAGUUCAAGGACCACCCUUAUUUGCAAUGAACUUGAAGCUUGAUUCUGCUCCUCCUAACGAUUUUUCUGACAAAGAGGACAAUGAUAAGGAGAAUAUUGAUCCAUGCUCACAUGAGCUGGCUGAUCCAUCAUCAUCUCCAAUUGGUGAUCCUAUGAAAGCUUUUAUCGAUGAAGAAGCUGAGGUGGAAGAUGACAGUGAUAAUGAUCUAAUGCGAUUCAAAGAUUCUGAUGAAGAUGAGGAUGACUUAGAAUCCGAGGAACUUAAUGAUAUGAUAGCAACUGGUUACAAAGAAAAGCCCGUUGAUAAUGAAAUCCGCAAUCAACUUCAUCAAAAGUGGCUUGAGCAACAGGAUGCUGAUGGAACAGAAAAUCUUUUGCGGAGACUGAAAUGCAGUUCUAAACCAAUGGAAACAACUUUGCUUGAAGAGAAAGAAGAUGAAGGCGAAGAAGAUGAGGAAGCCGAAGAAGAUGAAGAGGAGUUUCUAGACGAGGCCGCAGAAGUUACAAGAAAUGUUGUUCAGAUGAACUUAAAGAAAGCGAAGGAAAUGAUUUCUCAAAUGUUCACAGAUAAGGAUGAUGUAUAUGUAUCAUCUGAUGACGAGGAAACAGAAACUAGGCUUGUUAAGGAGCAACUUUCUUAUAAAGCUGAAGAACGGGCUACAUUCUUGUCACCAGCAGAGGCUGAAGGCUCCAAAGAAAUAUUCGGUCUUAUAAAGAAGCUGAAUGGUGUGCUUGACACUAGGAAGAAAGCUAAGAUAACAUCCUAUUUUCAUAUGCCAUCCAUAGCAGGAAAUAGGAAUAUGUCGUCAAAGUCAUCUUUUCUAGGGCGGGGGUCAAAAAAUUCCCUGCCAUCAUCCCGGAAGCAUGGAUUAGGCACGGUUCGUUCUUUUGUCUUUGAAAGAGAUGACAGCAAUAGCAGGAGUGCAAUCUCAAUGCAAGAGGAUUCUUCGAAUUUGAUCCAGAGAGAAAAUAGACCAAAGAAAACUGCAUCGGCCAAGUUCAGUGGCUCGCAAAUUAGAUCAAGCACUCAAAACACACAAACUGCAGCAGAAAAAAAAUCCGGUCCGUCACUACAUGAGAUAUUAAGGUGCCCUUCUCUGCAAUCUAGCCACCACAAUAGUAAUACUAUGGCUGGCCAAGUUGAAGCCAUAUAUGCUGCAUUCAAAUUGGACCAGAAUCAGAGAAAGAAAGAACCCAGGUUAUCUAUAAGAACUGUACAGACUAUUACUUGA
This is a messenger RNA of Dovyalis caffra, 2310 nucleotides long. The record is from the annotation of a GenBank genome assembly. NCBI's taxonomy places the organism in Eukaryota, Viridiplantae, Streptophyta, Magnoliopsida, Malpighiales, Salicaceae.